Molecule: messenger RNA, 1170 nt
Organism: Portunus trituberculatus (swimming crab)
Lineage: Eukaryota; Metazoa; Arthropoda; Malacostraca; Decapoda; Portunidae
Exons: 8
Coding region: 174-1124 (316 amino acids)
Cellular component (GO): nucleus
Source: RefSeq, a predicted model, not a curated record
CCGUACAAAAGGCACAAUGUCAGGCCCGCCGAACUGAUCAAUGUAAACAAACAGACAUGCUCGGGAGUCGAGACACACUGUUUAUACCUGUUUGUGUAACUUAAUUCGCAAAGAAGAAACUCGAGACAAAUGUGAAGUAAACUACAGUGCCACGCUCAGCCCCAGCACACGAAAUGAAUAUGAUGGCUUUACCUUUGAGUGUGGUUGGCAGAGUGUUCUGCACUUCUGGGUUUGCUAGGUGCCUCACAACCUCUGCUCUUCUCUCAGGUCGGGGGAUCCGGGGUACAGUGAAGGUAUUGGGGUUGCGGGAGGAGGAAAUUGAGGAAAUGAAUCCAGAUGAGCUUGAGGCCAUGACUGAUGCCUCCUUUAAUACCUUUAAUCAAGAGGCAGCCCACAUUGAAGUUGAUGCAAAGAAAUAUCAGCAUUAUUUGCGAAGAAGAACUAUCCAGCAUAAAUAUUUCAAGGCUUAUGGCCCAGUGGAGGAAAAUCUGCUGACAUGUUCAAUGAAGGAGCAGCUAAAGUACUUGCAUUCUAGUGAUCCAGAUCAAUGGACUCCUGAGGUCCUCUCAAAGUCCUUCCCCAUUUCUCCUGAAGGUGUUGUGAGGCUGACUAAGUCCUAUUGGAUCCCCAAGUCAGAAGUAGAAAGACAAAGACAUGACAAAGCUGUGGUGGCUCGCUGGAAGAAACAUAUGAGGGGUCAAAUUGGUAGUUUCCGAAUUUUAGAGAAAGCUCUAAGGAAUAAAUUUGCACCCGAGAAGCUGCCAUCUCCAGUUGUUGGUAUGGAGAAUGUAGUCAGUAUACUUGAAGGUCUGCAUUUUGAUGGAGAGGAACCCUAUGUUCCAAAAUACGUAAAGAAAAAGAAUAAACCUCCAAGGCAAUCCAAGAUGCCAGGCAAGUCAUUUUAUAGUAUAAUUGAAGACUAUGAAUUGAAAACUUCACCUGGGAAAGAACAAAAUGAGAAGAAAGAUUCCACCAAUAAUUUGGCUAGAAUAUCUGGCCCACCCCAAUAUGAAGGUUCAUACACAAGGAUCAGAGGUAAGGAUACAACAAGGAGGAGGAGGGCCUCACAUUCAAAAAAAGCCAAACUGAUGACUUUCACUGAAUUCAUGCAGAAAAAGAAAUAAUAUGUAUGUAUCUGUAGGCUAUAUGCAAAUAAAGACUUUAUGAUAA